This is a messenger RNA of Homarus americanus (American lobster), 3220 nucleotides long. RefSeq names its product dynein axonemal intermediate chain 4-like. The transcript has 10 exons. Gene Ontology annotation, molecular function: dynein light chain binding; dynein heavy chain binding. The record is from RefSeq and is a predicted model, not a curated record. Gene Ontology annotation, biological process: cilium movement. The coding region runs from base 34 to 1476 and encodes 480 amino acids. Gene Ontology annotation, cellular component: axonemal dynein complex. Lineage: Eukaryota; Metazoa; Arthropoda; Malacostraca; Decapoda; Nephropidae.
GAGGAGCGGGUGGGUGGAGUGCGCGGGGUGGAGAUGUCGGGGCUGUUGCGAGGUCUGGGCUGGGUGGAGCGACAGCUCUCCUCUACAGGGAACAUCCACCUCCUCCACGCCUACACCAGAGGCCGCCACCAAGUGAAGGAGGGUCGGAAGGUGAGCAUGUCGACAGAACGUGCGAGUAUAGAAACACUGUGGCAGUUCAGCUCACCCAAGACCCUCGGCCGCCGGAUUAACGGUGUCACCUUCUGCAGGACAUCGCCGUGGCUGGUGGUGGCGACGUAUGGAGCGCUGGGGUUCACGGGGACUAUCGAAGGCUCACUGGUGGGCUGGAACGUCAAGAGGAUCCCACAACCUGAGCUGUGGCUGUCACUGCCGGGUCCGGCCACAGUAGUCAGCUCGUGUCCAGGGGCGCCCCAGCUGUGCUGUGUCGCUCUCCUGGACGGAACGCUUCACGUGUACCAGCUGGAUACCUCCCCCCCACAGCUGGUCAUGGACACCAGCGUGAGUGUGGACAAGCACUGCUCCCCGGUGUGGGCGGUAGAAUGGAGGGACUCACAGGUAGUCAGUAGCAGCGCCACCAAGAAGACUCUCACCCCCUCCGGCGACCGUCCACCCUCCUUCAGGCGCCUCGUCAUCGACAUGCAGGGAACGCCAACGAGUGGAUCGGAGAUCGCUUAUGUGUUGGUGUCUUCUUCAGAGGACGGGACGGUGAAGGAGUGGAUAUUUAUCAAGGGCACCAUCCUCUGCUGCACCACGCUGCUGAACGUGCGCCUCCCGCUGUGGUUGUCACUGAGGAUCUCGGGAGGUUUGGAAGAAGUUCUGAGGCGAUCUUGUAUGGCCGGGGACGGCAGCAAGGGGGGUGGUGUUGAUGUUGGGGGCCUCCCCCUUCCCCAGAAAGUACCUGCUACCUCCAUGCACUUCCGUCCUGGCGAUAAGACCACCUACCUGGUGGGCACUACUGCCGGUGACGUCCUCUUAUGCCGAACCUUCGAGCGUGAGCGAGUGGGAGGAGUGUAUGAGGGUCACACGGCGCUGGUGACGAGAGUGGCGUGGCGGUCGGCAGGCGAGGACGCAAACUCCAUCUUCCUUUCAGCCGCCCUCGACGACACCAUCCGCGUCUGGUACAUCGAUAAGCCCGCCCCCAUCUGUGUCCUCAAGCUGGUGGAGACAGUGUCGAGCGGGUACGUAGACGCCUGUUGGUGUCCCUGGUAUGGCAAUCUGAUAGCUGGCGUACACGGCGGCGGCCUCCACCUGUGGGACAUCUCUCUCUCCACCCACACACCCAUCCUCAUCCAGCCACACCAAGGAGCUACCUGCGUUACCUUCAGCCCCCACACCAGGAAUGUUGUGGUCGGGGACGCCGAGGGCCGCCUCACUGUCUUCCACCUGGAGGGUCUGGAGAUCUCCGCCAGUAUAUUCCUCAAGUACUCCACGAAGAUCUCCAAGCUGGCGAAGAUUGGCGUCAUCCCUGUUGAUUAAGGUCAUCAGUCAUGCCACUGGAAGGUCAUGACGGUCAUGUCAGUAGAUGGUUGUGAAGGUCAUGCCAAUGGAAGGUCAUGAAGGUUAUGCCAGUCGAUGAUCAUGCUAGUGGAAAGUCAUGCGAGUGGAUGGCAGUUCAUCAGGGUCAUGAAGGUCAUGCAAAUGGAUGAUCGUGAAGGUCAUGCCAGUUCUACAGGUCACGAGAUGACCUCACCUCCAACCCCCCUCCCCACGGGCCCCUCUUCCGCGACUGACCCAGCCUCGUCGCCAACGAGAACUUGGUUCCUCGGGCGCUGGUCCACCUACUGACGUGUUCUGGCCCACAGUUGCCAGCAAAGAGCUGACAAUGGUACUUCUGCCACACAGAUGUUGUUGUGUGUUUCUUCGGGAACCUCUCCCUGGGUGCGUUGCUCUAGCAGUUUAGCUCAACGCUCCCUCACCAUCUACACUUCCCAUCAGCCUGCGGCUCCUCCCUUUUCAACCAGUUCAUCUCUUCGACUUGGCGAUUUAUCUCAUCUACUCGAUGAAGCUGCGCUGCCAGUUUACUAGCUGUGGCUUGAGACAAUCGCAUGACAUUCAGCUUGAGUAACAACCGGACACGACGUGGCUGCUUUUUAAGGGAGUCACUUCCCAUGGAGCUCACCUCCUGGUAGGACAUACACUGUAUCUUACUCGCCAUGCCACCUGGCGAGGGAACACUCACUCCCGUGACGAAACGUUGUACAUAAAUCGUCACAACACUGUCACGGGUUCAUACCCUUUAUAUAAAAAUAUUGUCUUGUGUGUUUGGUAUUUGUUACAAUUAACACAUAAUUGAUAGAUUGACCGAAUGUUGGCUCAGCCAAGUAUAUCCCUAGAAAGACGUUAAAGGUUUCGUCUAUCCCCUGACGAGGCUGGGGAUUUGGGUGACAGAUUAAAUAAACUACAAAAUAGACUUGUAUAUUUAUGUGACUAUUGUUCAUACACUAUAAUUAAGAUUAUUGGAGUCUUUCACAGCGCAGUAUUAUAUCGGUAAUACAAACAGUUUUUGCCUUAUUUCAUCAACUAUGGUUUGCUUUGUUUUAAUUGUGAAUUGUUUAAUAAUAUUGCUGGCUUUGAUAUGAUGAGGCAAAUUGUUUUAUAGCUGUAAAGAAAAUCUACUGGAUGCUUGGCCGUGUACACCAGGUACUGCUGUGCUCACUUCCCUUAGUAGCUCCGGAUCCCUAACCCUCCCUCGUCUCUCGAGGACGUGUGUUAUGACAGUACUGCCUCACCAUCACUAAACCUUAACAAGGUGAUAUUACCCAAUGAUUUAUAAAAGUAUAAAACCGGUUUAUUUUAUAUCUUGUGUCCACAACUGUCGGGGUCAUGCAAGACUCCUCUCGAGCUUUUAUCGUAAUGAGAGUCAAAUUUCUUCCUUGUAUUGCUGCCACAUCUAAACUAGUAUGUAUAUAUUCAGCCAGGCAGCCCUCCCGAGAGUGUCCACUGAAGAGUAGAGAGUACAAGGUAAGGAGGUCGUGCUUAUGUUACGUGAUAUAGCCAAUAGACGCGGCACUCUCUAGGUGAUAAAGUCGAGGAAGCAGGUGGAGUGGGUCUCAUAGGCCGACCCCCUGUUAUGAUAGAGAACAAGACAAUAUCGUCAGUGUGAUGACUAAAAAUUCCCGAAAUUCUCUGUUUACUUGACGAAAAUCGUCUUGUUUAUUCCUUUACAGGUUAGUUCUUUAAGUGUUAUGCUACGUAUACAACAAAUAUAUUCUUUUCUUAA